Molecule: messenger RNA, 1952 nt
Organism: Harmonia axyridis
Lineage: Eukaryota; Metazoa; Arthropoda; Insecta; Coleoptera; Coccinellidae
Gene: Gbeta5
Product: guanine nucleotide-binding protein subunit beta-2
Exons: 9
Coding region: 567-1625 (352 amino acids)
Biological process (GO): G protein-coupled dopamine receptor signaling pathway; G protein-coupled receptor signaling pathway
Cellular component (GO): heterotrimeric G-protein complex; cytoplasm
Molecular function (GO): signaling receptor complex adaptor activity; protein binding
Source: RefSeq, a predicted model, not a curated record
UACAUCAGUGUUUUCCACAUUUUUUUUCGAUUUGUUUCUUGGAUUUUCUGUGAUCUUCAUGACACUAUCUGCACGAUGCUCGAAAUUGUUAUUCUUCACAAGCAAAAUUUCAACUUGUUCGGAUCUGUUGUCACUGAUAUUUUAGAUUUUUUUCAACAUUCUGCUUCUGUCACAAAAAUGUCAUAACCUAACACAAAACGUUUCUUCUGUCAAAAAUCAAUGAUUUAUUGUGUCUGGCUUCUGAUUGGUCAGGAAUACAAAUUAGACUAUCCUACUGUCAUCCAGUAGUGAGGGAACUGAGAGGCAGGGGUAGUUAUUUUUGCGGGAAUGAUAUCCGAAAUAUUCACUAUUUUUUUCUUAAACAUAACUGAAAUAUAAUUUCCAAUGGAAAAAUUGAAGGUUUGAGGUCUUGAAGAUUUUUUUCCAAUGGUGCAAAUCCUAAAGAAUUAUUUACAAGUUGGCAGAAUGUAUUGAUCUACAAUUUCAAAAGUGUGAAUCGGUACCGCCUAUUUUGAGAAAAUAAUAAAUAUUUUCAUUUUGUCUAACAUAUUUAAUUAUUUAUAAACAUGAGUGAAGUCUUAAAUGCACCACCUGUGGAAACGAUUGAGUCUCUUGCUAAGGAGGCAGAAGUUUUGAAGAAAAAAUUAGAGGAUGAAAGAAUGAAACUGAAUGAUAUUACAUUGGCCACAGUUGCUGAAAGAUUAGAUAUCAUAAAUUACAUGAACAUUAAGCCAAGAAGGACUCUGAAAGGGCAUCAGGCUAAAGUAUUAUGUUCUGAUUGGUCCCCAGACAAAAGACAUAUUGUCUCUUCCUCUCAGGAUGGUAAGAUGAUCAUCUGGGAUGCUUUUACAACUAAUAAAGAACACGCAAUCACUAUGCCUACCACAUGGGUGAUGGCUUGUGCUUUUGCUCCAUCUGGAAAUUUAGUAGCAUGCGGAGGUCUUGACAACAAAGUUACUGUUUACCCUCUGAGUAUGGUUGAUGAUGUAAAUCAGAGGAGAAAAAAUGUUGGUACUCAUACUAGCUAUAUGAGCUGCUGCCUAUUCCCAAAUUCUGAUCAACAGAUCCUAACAGGUAGCGGAGAUUCCACCUGUGCUUUAUGGGAUGUGGAAUCAGGACAGUUGCUGCAGAAUUUUCAUGGACAUUCAGCUGAUGUUAUGUCCAUCGAUUUAGCACCCUCUGAAACUGGAAAUACUUUUGUAUCUGGGAGCUGUGACAAAAUGGUUUUGAUAUGGGAUAUGAGGUCAGGACAGUGUGUUCAGUCAUUCGAAGGACAUGAGUCUGAUGUGAACAGUGUCAAAUUUCAUCCAAGUGGUGAUGCAGUAGCUACAGGAAGUGAUGACGCUACAUGUCGAUUGUUUGAUCUCAGAGCAGAUAAAGAAAUUGCCAUUUACAAUAAGGAGAGUAUAAUUUUUGGCGUCAACUCUGUUGAUUUCUCAGUAUCAGGGCGUUUAUUGUUUGCUGGUUAUAAUGAUUACACAGUAAAUGUUUGGGAUACUUUGAAGUGCGUAAGGGUUUGUCUCUUAUAUGGUCACGAGAAUAGAGUAUCCUGUCUACAAGUAUCUCCAGAUGGUACAGCUUUAUCAACUGGAUCCUGGGAUUGCACCCUUAGAGUUUGGGCAUAAACGUUAAGAUAAUAUAACAAAUCUAUGUGAAAUAAAUGUACCAAAAUAGUUGAUAUAGAAAUGUCUUAGAGUAAUUUAGAGCCUUUGAAUGAAUAAUAUUUGUGAAAUGUUUCCUAUUAAGACCUCUAAUGUGGUGCAAUAUCAUGCCAAACUUAAUUCCACUGUUAUCUGUAUUAUUUUCAUUAGUUUUUUUUUAAAUAUUUUAUACCCUAAUAGUUUAGAUACACAUAUUCAUUUUUUGUUAUACAGAAUGUGGUCUAGAAUUUUAUUUAUUGAUAUGUUUAUUGUUAUAAUAUUUUUACUUGAAAUAAAUCGAUGUUGAUUAUA